Messenger RNA from Myiozetetes cayanensis, 2573 nucleotides. RefSeq names its product acyl-CoA thioesterase 11 (gene ACOT11). Gene Ontology annotation, molecular function: lipid binding; thiolester hydrolase activity. The record is from RefSeq and is a predicted model, not a curated record. Gene Ontology annotation, cellular component: extracellular exosome. NCBI's taxonomy places the organism in Eukaryota, Metazoa, Chordata, Aves, Passeriformes, Tyrannidae.
UAAGAAAAGUUAUGCAUGACCAUAUUAAGGAAGCGGGAGGGGGUGUGCGCUGGCCCCGUCCCAGGGCUCCGCGCCAGCCUAGCCUCGACGCCCGCUCCCGGUGCCGGCCGGGUGCGCAGGUGUCCGGACGCUUCUCCUCCGAGCCAGCCAUCGCCUCGACACCUCCCGCAAAUGCUCAGCUUCUUCUGGCUGAGGUGUCUCUUAAAAAUGGUCAAGGGGAAUAUUAUAGUCCCUGAAGAGAUCUUGAACUUCUGUUGCAAUGGCCUCCAGGGCUCAACCUCUCCACCACGUGCCCAGGAGCCAGGGGAGCGGGAGGAGGCACCGGGGACCAUGGCGAGCCCCUUGCCUGCCCGCAACCCCACCGAGGUGCAGAUGAGCCAGCUGGUGCUGCCCUGCCACACCAACCACCGCAACGAGCUCAGCACUGGCCAGCUGCUCAAGUGGAUCGACACGGCUGCCUGCCUCUCCGCCGAGAGACACGCUGGCUGCCCGUGCGUCACGGCUUCCAUGGAUGAUAUCUAUUUUGAGCAUACCAUUAGUGUCGGGCAAGUUGUCAACAUCAAAGCCAAAGUGAACCGAGCCUUUAACUCCAGCAUGGAGGUGGGUAUCCAGGUGAGCUAUGAAGAUCUGUGCAGCGGGAAGCACUGCAGUAUCUGCAAGGCGUACGCCACCUUUGUGGCACAGGACCCCUCUGGCGGCAAGGUGAGGCUGAAGCCGCUGACCCCGCAGACAGAGGAGGAAAAGAUCGAGUACAGCAUCGCCGCUGAGCGCCGCCGCAUGCGUUUGGUGCACAAGGACACCCUCAAGGACCUCCUCACUCGCAGCCCCCCUGACACCGAGCUGGAGACACGGGACGGCAGCGGGGCAGUGCCGGCGGAGAAGACGCGUGUGGAGAGCGUGGAGCUGGUGCUGCCUCCACAUGCCAACCAUCAGGGCAACACCUUCGGUGGGCAGAUCAUGGCCUGGAUGGAGAAUGUGGCCACCAUUGCAGCCAGCCGGCUGUGCCAUGCCCACCCCACACUGAGGGCCAUCGAGAUGUUCCACUUUCGGGGACCUUCGCAAGUUGGGGACCGCCUGGUGCUCAAAGCCAUCGUCAACAAUUCCUUCAAAAACAGCAUGGAGGUGGGGGUCAGCGCCGAGGCGUACGGCCCGGAGAUGUCUGUCAGCCCACGGCACAUCAACAGCGCCUUCAUGACCUUCGAGGUGCUGGACCAGGAGGGCCGGCCCCGCACGCUGCCCAUGGUGGCACCCGAGCCAGGGGAUGGAGAAAGGAGGUACAGAGAAGCCAGUGCUAGGAAAAAAAUUCGGCUGGACCGAAAAUACGUUGUCUCCUGCAAACAGACCGAGGUGCCACUCUCUGUGCCCUGGGACCAAAGCAACAAGGUUUAUCUGAGCUACAACAAUGUCUCUGCGCUGAAGACACUCGUAGCCAAAGCAAACUGGGCACUCGCCAGGGAAAAGGAAAAGGUGAGGAUGUACACGCUGGAGGAGGAUAAAUUCCUGUCCUUCCGCAUUGAGAUGUCCGUCUGCAUCACGGCCAGCCAAGCCUUCUCCCUGCUCUCCAACCUGCGGCGCCGGCACGAGUGGGACAGUCACUAUGUGAGUGCUGAGCUCGUCCAGAAGGUGGAUGACGAUGACAUGAUCUACCACGUGGUGAGCCGGAUGCACAGACAGGAGAGCAAGCUGCAGGACUUUGUCAUCCUGGCAUCCCGGCGGAAACCCUGCAGCAAGGGGGACCCCUAUGUGGUGGCCUUUCGGUCGGUGACACUGCCCACCCACCCCCAGAGUGAAUACACGCGUGGGGAGACACUCUGCUCUGGUUUCUGCAUUUGGCCGGAGUCAGAGGAGAUGAGCAAGGUGGCUUACUACAACCAGGCUAUGCCUGGGUACCUCAACUACGUCACCACCAAUGUGGCAGGGCUGUCCUCUGACAUCUGUGCCACCUUCGAAGCCUGCGAGAAGUUCCUGCUGAAGAACAAAGAGGACCUGAUCUCACGGCUGCAGGACUUCUAGAGCCACAGAACCCUGCUGACAGACGGACACAGACGAAGGGACACCUCCAUGUUGGAAGGGGAUGUGGAUGGUGGCACCCAGACCCUGCCUCCCUGGGGCUUGGGGUGGAGGGGCAUUACUGCACCACCUCAUCCCUUGCACUGACAUGUCAUAUCUUUUCUUCUUUCUUUUUUUCUUUUUUUUUUUUUUUUUUUUUAAAUUUUAUUUAGAGAUUUUAUAAGCUGAUGUACAGGACUUGGAUUUCUUGUUUUCUUAAUGCUACUUGAAUCUUUAUAUGAUCCAAAAUCUUACUAAACCAGUUUUUUUUUUUUUUUUAACUGGUUCUUUGUGGGGGAUUACUGGUUCCCUUUAAGGUAGUAAAGGAAGAGAGAGGGCAGUGAUAUGGAGAGGGUGCUCUACCCCUCCUCAGUGCAGGGGUGGCUGGCAGUGAACCCCACUUUCCCAGGUGCUGCUUCUCUUCCCAGGCAAGGCUGACAAACAGCCCAUGCUCCUGCUAGGCUGCAAUCCUACCCCAUGGGGCUGUGGAAGGAGUAGCAAUAAAAGUGCAUUGAAAGGAAAAA